Wasmannia auropunctata (little fire ant) is the source of this 3883-nucleotide messenger RNA. RefSeq lists its product as uncharacterized. Bases 78 to 3737 code for a protein of 1219 amino acids. The transcript is spliced from 5 exons. The record is from RefSeq and is a predicted model, not a curated record. Lineage: Eukaryota; Metazoa; Arthropoda; Insecta; Hymenoptera; Formicidae.
AUAAAUCUUUUGAUAUAUAAGUCUGCGAUAAAUACUUAUACACGAAUGGCAUUGCGAUCACAUUCACAGCAGCCACGAUGAAGCAUAUAUCAGUGUUGUUUGCCGUGUUGGCUAUUGUCGGUUUGGGACAAGCUCAUCAGUUCCCAGACUUCGGCAGCGGUCCUCUCCACGAGGAUGUCCAGGACUUUUUGGACUUAGUCCCUACUAAAGAAAUUAACAAAAUCGCCUUGGACUACAUGUCAGAAGAUUCAGAAGUUCAAGCCGCUCUCAAUUAUCUUCUAACUACGACCGUAUUAAAAGACCUGAUGGUAGAUUUGGAAGCCAUUCCUGAAGUGAUCAAUCUUAUGAAUUAUAUACAAAAGGGAGGCGUUGAUAUUUAUUUAUUAGUAAACGAAGUUAACAAAGCUCUCGGUAUCGACAAACUCGUACCUCCUUCUCAUUCGUAUUCUGAGAUAAUACAAAGAACCGGAGGACUUGCAGGACUUUUCAAAGACAUCAAGAAAGUAAUCCCCUUUAACAAGUUUAUUCGCACCUACGUGCAAAAGAUGAAAACCUCUUCAGCUUUCGUCGGCCUCAUCGACCAACUCAAGUCCAACAAUUUCCAGCAGGUCGUGAACAAAAUCUACCAAAUUAAAUCCUUCCAGAUCAUUGUGAAUGGGCUCAAAACCAGGGGAGUGAAUACGCAAAUCGUAGCGGACGUCAUGUAUAUAGUCCUUGGCAUCACUGUACCGAACGAUGUUUCUGUCCAGGAUCGUACGCUCAAUGAAGAAUUGAUGGACUUUUUGCAACUUCUUCCGAUAGAGCAAAUUGUUGAUAUAAUGACCAAGUAUGUAGAAGAAGAUGAAAAAGUACAGAAUGCUCUGCAAUAUCUGUUUUCAUCUGACUUUCAAUCCAUGGCGCGCGAAGCCGAAGCUCUUAAAGAAUAUCAAGCACUAAUAACAUAUUUAAAGAAGGCGGGAUUGGAUAUUGAUGUUGUCAGAACAUUGUACGAAGUCAUUGGAAUGAAGAAUUAUGUGCCGCUUAAAAUAGAGACCAUUUUUGAAUCUCAAAUUGGUAUGCAAAAAAUCGGUGAUGGAAUGAAAGGAAUGAUCAAAGAUAUUUAUGACAUAAUACCUUUUGAUAAGAUUGAUGCUCUUUACAAGGAGAAACUGCAGACUUCCAAGGUCUUCCCUGAUUUUAUCAAAGCUAUAACGUCCCCGGAAAUGCAGAAAAUUAUCGAUGAUCUGUAUGCAAAUCAAACUUUUAAAAAUUUUGUCAUGACAGCUAGAGAACAUGGAUUGGAAUUUGAAGAAAUGACGAAACUUCUCACUAGAAUAUUUGGCCUUAAAUUCCCGUAUAUCACUGUCCUCAACAUCACUGUACCGAACGAUGUUUCUGUCCAGGAUCGUACGCUGAAUGAAGAAUUGAUAGAUUUUCUGCAAAUUCUUCCGAUAGAGCAAAUUGCUGAUAUAGUGACCAAGUACGUAGAAGAAGAUGAAAAAGUACAGAAUGCUCUGCAAUAUCUGCUUUCAUCUGAAUUUGAAUCCAUGGCGCGCGAAGUCGAAGCUCUUAAAGAAUAUCAAGCACUAAUAACAUAUUUAAAGAAGGCAGGAUUAAAUGCUGAUGAUGUUAAAGCAUUGCACGAGGUCAUUGGAAUGGAAGAUUAUGUGUCUCCUAAAACAGAGAGCAUUUUUGAAUCUCAAAUUGGAAUACAAAAGAUCGGUGAUGGAAUAAAAGGAAUGAUCAAAGAUAUUUAUAACAUACUACCUCUUGACAAGAUUGAUGCUCUUUACCAGAAAAAAUUGCAGAAUUCCAAGGUCUUCGCCGAUUUUAUCAAAGCUCUAACGGCUCCGGAAAUGCAGAAAAUAAUCGAUGAUCUGUAUGCAAAUCAAACUUAUAAAAAUUUUGUUAUAACAGCCAGAGCACAUGGAUUGGAAUUUGAAGAAAUGAUGAAACUUGCCACUAGAAUGUUUGGCAUCAAAUUUCCAUAUCUCCUGGAAUUUCGGGUGUACGUGAACCUUGUUGACGAGUUCCCGGAAAUUCGGGGACUUCAAUUGCGCGACAAAAUCUUGGAACACUUUGAAAUUUUGCAUCUUGGAUUUGUAGAGCGCGAUAAGUUGAUCCUCAACGGAAUGAAUGACGGCUCUGACGUCAUCGAUGUAUUCGCGAAUCGCAUAUCCACCAGUGAUCUGUUUAUCAUUGACAUAGAUGACCUGCGUGAGUCCGAACCAGUUGUUCAACAGCUUGUUCUGCAACUUGUAAACGUCAAUACCGGCGUUGUAAAGAUGAAGUUUAUAUCAGUAUUAUUUGCCGUCUUGGCCAUUGUCGGUCUGGGACAAGCUCAUCCGUUCCCGGACUUUGGCAGCGGGCCUCUCCACGAGGAUGUCCAAGAUUUUUUGGAUUUAGUUCCUUCUCAAGAAAUUAGCAAUAUCGUUACGGAUUACGUAUCGAACGAUCCGGAAGUACAAGCCGCUGUAAGUUAUCUUCUAACUUUGACCGUAUUAAAAGAUUUGGUGGUAGGUUUGGAAGCUAUUCCUGAAGUGAUCAACGUUAUAAAUUAUGUGCAAAAGCAAGGCGUCGAUGCUUAUUUGUUAGUGAACGCAAUUAACAAGGCUCUCGGUAUCGACGAACUCGUGCCGCCUUCUUCUCAUUUCCGUCCUGUGAUACAUAGAACCGGUGGACUUGCAGGACUUUUCAGAGACAUAAAGAAAGUGGUUCCUUUAGACAAGUUUAUUCAUACCUACGCGCAAAAGAUAAAAACUUCUUCAGCUUUCGUCGGCCUCAUCGACCAACUCAAGUCCAACAACUUCCAGCAGGCCGUAAACAAAGCCUACCAAAUUGAAUCCUUCCAAACCAUUGAAAAUGGACUCAAAAGUAGCGGAGUGAAUACACAAAUCGCAGCUGAUAUCAUGUAUAUAGUUCUCGGCAUCACUACACCGAACAAUGAUUUUGUUUACCAAGAGCGUACGCUGGAGGAAGAAUUGAUGGACUUUGUACAACUUCUUCCGAUGGAAAAUAUUGUUGAGGUUAUUAUCAGCUACGUAGAACAAGAUGAAAAAGUACUGAAUGCUCUGGAAUACAUGUUUUCACCUGAAUUUGAAUCCAUGGCGCGCGAAGUCGAAGCUCUUAAGGAAUAUCAAGCUAUAGUAGCAUAUCUGGAGAAGAAUAUCGAUGCUUCUGUUUACCAAGAGCGUACAUUGGAGGAAGAAAUGAUGGACUUUGUACAACUUCUUCCGAUAGAGCAAAUUAUUAAUAUAGCGAUCAAGUAUGCAGAAGAAGAUGAAAAAGUACAGAAUGCUCUGCAAUACCUGUUUUCAUCUGAAUUUGAAUCCAUAACGCGCGAAGUCGAAGCUCUUAAAGAAUAUCAAGCAAUAGUAGCAUAUAUGGAGAAGAAUGUAUUGAACGUUAUCAAUUCUGUCAAAACUAUUGGAAUGCAAGCUUACGUACCGCAUAAAAUUAAGGGCAAAUCUCAAAUUGGAAUACAGAAGAUUGGUGAUGGAAUGAUAGGAAUGAUCAAGGAUCUUAAUAACCUUCUACCUACUGACAAGAUUGACGCUCUUUUCAAGGAAAAAAUGCAGAAUUCCAAGGUCUUCGCUGAUUUUAUAGAAAAGUUAAUAUCUCCAGAAAUGCAGAAAUUAGCGGGAGAUCUAUUGGCAAAUCAAACUUAUCAAAAUUUUAUUAAUACGGCCAUAGAAAAUGGAUUGGAAUUGGUGGAACUGGGAAAACUUAUCAUUAGAGUAAUCGGUCUUAAGAUAUAAGUUUAUAAAAUUAGUAUGUGUAAUAUUUUGAAAGCACACGUUUUAAACGUGUCUUUUUAUGUUGUUAUAUGUUGAUGCUAUUGAUAUUGAUUUGUUAAUAAUAAUAUAAUAGAAUUCUUGAAUCAAGCAAUAAUUUUUUUUCAAAU